UCAAUUGAGGAAAUGAUAUAUUUGGUAAUGUUUUUAAGAAGCAGUUUUCAAAAACAAUUUGUGUAAAUAAUUUUUAAUUUUAUUUAACCUAUCGCUCGGCAGUUAAGUAUGUAUAAACAUACAAGACACAAAAUCCCAAGAAAAAAAUAAACCAGUUACAAAACAAUGUGAUGAUUGGCAAAACAAGAAGAUGGUACCACUGCUCCAUCUCCCACAAGGACACCUUCCAUUGGAACUCCCUCAUUGCCAAAAAUGCCACUCAAAAUCCCCAAACUGCCCUCACCUUCUUCACCCGCAUGCAAGCCCAUGCAGUCCCUUCCAACAACUUCACCUUCCCCGCUCUCCUCAAAGCCUGCGCCGCCCUCCGCCGCCUCCUCCCCACUCUCCAGGUUCACGCCUACCUCACCCGCCUCGGCCUCGCCGCCGACAGGUUCUCCGCUGCCGCCCUCGUCGAUGCGUACGGUAAAUGUGGACAUGCGUAUUACGCAGCACAAGUGUUCGACGAAAUGCCUGAGGGUUCAGUUGAUGUUGUUUCGUGGACCGCUCUUAUAUCGGCUUACUCGUCCAAUGGUUGCGUCGAUGAAGCUUUUAAGGCCUUCGGGCGGAUGCGGUGGAUGAGGGGUUGGGAUGGUUCAGAGUGUUGUGGGGUUGAUGUGGUGAGCCUUGGAGCUCUUGUGUCGGCUUGUGCGGUUGGUUGUGGUUCGAAUUGCUUGCGUCGUGGCAGCGCAGUUCAUGGGCUGGUGGUGAAGUAUGGGUUUGGUGUGAGUACCCAUUUGGGGAAUUCGAUGGUGCACAUGUAUUCUGCCUGCAAAGAUGUGGGUGGUGCGUGGAGGGUAUUUAAUGGAAUUCCGAUAGAGCAGAGAGAUGUGGUGUCCUGGAAUAGUUUGAUUUCCGGGUUUACAUUGAAUGGGGAGGCGGAGCGGGCACUGAGGACUUUUGAGGAUAUGGUUUCAGAGGGAACCUCGGCAGUUGAACCCAACCGGGUGACUGUUAUUGCCCUCUUGAAGUCUUGUGCCGAGCUUGGUUGUGUCGAGACUUCGAGUUGGGUCCAUGAGUAUAUAAGUUCUCGGCAUUCAUCGUUAUUGGUGGCUAAAGAUGUUGUGGUUUUGACAGCUUUGCUUGACAUGCAUGCUAGGUGUGGGAAUUUGGCAUUGGCUCGGGAAAUAUUUGAUGGGGUUGAGGGGAAAAAUGUGGUAUGUUGGAGUGCCAUGAUUGCAGGUUAUGAGCAGGGCUCAUGUCCUGAAGAGGCUCUCCGCCUGUUUCGUCAAAUGUUAAUGGAAGGAAAUAUGGUGGGUGUUGAAGUUAAGCCAAAUGCUGUCACAUUGGUUUCCGUGAUUGCUGCUUGUUCAAGGCUUGGUGCCUCUAGGUCUGCAAGCAUGAUUCACAAGUAUGCAGUGGCAACAGGUCUAGAUCAAGAUGCUAGAAUUGCUUCUGCUUUAAUAGACAUGUGUGCAAAAUGUGGGGAUAUAGAGCACGGGAGGCAAGUUUUUAGUGAGAUGGAUGAAUCAACCAGAACCGUUGUCUCAUGGAGCUCAAUGAUUGGGGCGGAGGGCAUACAUGGUGAGGGAAAACGUGCCCUUGAGCUCUUCUCAGAAAUGCGAACUGGCGGGUAUGAGCCUAAUGAAAUAACUUACAUUUCUGUGUUAUCUGCUUGUAGCCAUGCUGGUUUGGUUGAACAGGGUAAGUCAUGCUUUAAUAGCAUGGAGAAAGACUAUGGAAUGUCUCCUACUGGAAAACACUAUGCUUGCCUGGUUGAUCUCCUUGGCCGUGCUGGCCAUCUUGAUGAAGCCCACAAUGUCAUCCUCAACAUGCCUAUCAAGGCUGAUCUGGCUUUGUGGGGAUCAUUGCUUGCUGCUUGUCAUCUCCAUGGAAACUGCAAGCUUGGAGAGAUUGUUGAAAAGAAAAUUCUAAGUCUGGACUCAAAUUCUGUGGGGCAUCAUGUUUUGUUGGCAAAUAUGUAUGAAGAUGCAGGAAGAUGGGAUGAUGUAGUGAGGAUGAGAGUGGAGCUGAGAAGAAGUGGGUUAAGGAAGAUACCAGGGCAGAGCUUUAUUGAGAUUGGAAAUGAAGUUUAUAGCUUUAUGGCAGAAGAUAGAUCCCAUCCAGAAUCAGAGAUGAUAUAUAAAGAAUUAGAUGGUCUAGAUGAGAGGGUGAGGAAGGCUGCCAAGUAUGUUACAGAAACCGGUUUGAACGUAGAAGAUGGAGAUAUAGCUGGACUGAUCUUGAGGUGUAAAUAUCACAGUGAAAGAUUAGCCAUAGCUUUUGGGUUGAUAAUGAUAGACAGACAUUCCACAUGUAGCUGCUCUUUAAGAACUGCUACUCCCAUUCGGAUCACAAAGAACCUCAGGGUGUGCAGGGAUUGCCAUGCAUAUACCAAAUUGGUAUCCAAAGUCAUUGAUCGGGAGCUCAUUGUCAGGGAUGCUCAUCGCUUCCAUCACUUCCGAGAUGGGUUCUGUUCAUGUGGAGAUUACUGGUAAUCUGACCAAUACCUAUAUUGGAAAGCUGUAGUUCUAGUGGCAAACUAUCUCUUCCUGGAAAACUUUAAUAGUUCAAGCAGAAUUUUCCAGCGUCAAAUGAUUGAAAACAUUUCUUAUUGGUUUUCCUCAAAGGCAAAUGGAAAUAAUGGGAAAAGUAAAUCGAUUAACAACAAAAAUUCCAGGU
Vitis vinifera (wine grape) is the source of this 2658-nucleotide messenger RNA. RefSeq names its product pentatricopeptide repeat-containing protein At3g12770. The transcript is spliced from 2 exons. The coding region runs from base 171 to 2474 and encodes 767 amino acids. Gene Ontology annotation, biological process: RNA modification. Gene Ontology annotation, molecular function: RNA binding; zinc ion binding; protein binding. The record is from RefSeq and is a predicted model, not a curated record. NCBI's taxonomy places the organism in Eukaryota, Viridiplantae, Streptophyta, Magnoliopsida, Vitales, Vitaceae.